Molecule: messenger RNA, 1503 nt
Organism: Eutrema salsugineum
Lineage: Eukaryota; Viridiplantae; Streptophyta; Magnoliopsida; Brassicales; Brassicaceae
Exons: 4
Coding region: 1-1503 (500 amino acids)
Source: RefSeq, a predicted model, not a curated record
AUGGAAGAUAUUCCAGCGGAUGUUGAUUCUGAUGGUGAAGACCGUCGUGAGCGUAACGCAUAUGAAGUUGAGGAAGCAUUAACCCAGUUCGAAGACGAGCCUCCUAUUCUGCACAAUGUAUACCCAAAAUCUGAUGAUGAUGAAGAAAAUGAAGGUCAGAAAGAAAGGAGGCGUUAUCAUAUAAGAAGAGGUAAUGGAAACUUAUUCAAAGGACAACUCUUCAUGAAUGCUAUAGCGUUUAAGGAAGCUGUCUUGAACCAUGCUCUGAGAACUUGCCGGAAUAUAUCGCAGUAUAAGUAUGAUAAGACUAGGGUUGUGUUUGAAUGUAAUGGCAAAGGUUGUUCAUGGCGCAUAUAUUGCUCAGUUCCGAAGAAUAGUACUAGGUGGCAGGUAACAGUCUUUGAAUCGGUUCAUACUUGUGUUCCGAAUGGUCAGUGUGCGAUGUUAAUAGACACUGUCAUUGCUCGACUAUUUCUUGAUAAGAUCCGUGAAGAGGAAGAGUACUUCAUGCCAAUGAAGAUUGAACAACUGAUUAUGGAGAAAUGGAGGAUAUGUGUGACAAGAAAUCAAUGCCAGCAUGCUAGGAACAAAGCAUUGAGAUGGAUUGAGAGGGAGUAUGCACAGCAGUUCGCACGUCUGUGUGAUUAUGCGACUGAGAUAGAGCAUUCAAACCCUGGAUCUUUAGUGGAGGUUGACUGUAUAACAAACGAGGCAGGAAGCCAUGUUUUUCAAAGGUUUUAUGUUUGUUUCAAUAAUCUUAGGAGAUCAUGGAAAGAGAAUUGUUGGCCUCUUAUAGGAGUUGAUGGCUGCUUCUUGAAAUCAGUUCAGAAGGGUGAGUUGUUUGCUGCUAAUGGGAGAGAUGCUGAUAACAGAAUUUAUCCAAUUGCAUGGGCUGUAGUUCAAAUGGAAAACACAAAUAACUGGGCAUGGUUCUUUUGUAAGAUCAAGGUUGACUUAGGUCUUGGAGAUGGGGAUGGAUAUGUUUUGGUGUCUGACCGUCAAAAGGGAUUGCUCAUUGCUGUGAAGGAGGAGCUACCUUUGAUAGAACAUAGAAUGUGUGUCAGACAUAUUUACAUGAAUGUGAAGUCUCGACAUGGAAAGAUGCCAGAGCUGAAGACACUGAUUUGGCAUCUCGCUUGGAGCUAUAACUUGGCAGAGUACAAAGAAAAUUUGAAGAAGAUUGAGGAUUACGAUGAAGCUGUAUAUGCUGAUGUGAUGAAAACGAAGCCAGAGACUUGGUGCAGAGCAUUCUACAAGCUUGGACCAUAUUGUGAGGUUGUGGAAAACAACUCUGUAGAAUCAUUCAACAACUCCAUAGGUAAAGCCAGAGACAAGGCUUUAGUGCCAAUGUUGGAGACUAUUGCAAGACUUGCAAUGGUUCGUAUAGCCAAAAGAGAAGCUAAAGCCGAUGGCCAUCAAGGCUUAACAACUCCAUAUGCUUUAGUUGAAGCAUCAUCAUCACAAGUUGAAUCUUCACAAGGAGUUCUCACCCAAGUUGAUUAA